Molecule: messenger RNA, 984 nt
Organism: Betta splendens (Siamese fighting fish)
Lineage: Eukaryota; Metazoa; Chordata; Actinopteri; Anabantiformes; Osphronemidae
Product: trace amine-associated receptor 9-like
Exons: 2
Coding region: 1-984 (327 amino acids)
Biological process (GO): G protein-coupled receptor signaling pathway
Cellular component (GO): membrane
Molecular function (GO): trace-amine receptor activity
Source: RefSeq, a predicted model, not a curated record
AUGGAGACACUGGAGGAAAUUGCACUCUGUUUUCCACAGCUCCUCAACUCCUCCUGUAAAAAGCCCACACGUCCUCACUCUGAGGCUCUGAUCAUUUACAUCUUGAUGUCCUGCGUCUCUCUGCUUACUGCGAGUCUUAACCUGCUGGUCAUCGUCUCCAUCUCCCACUUCAGGCAGCUCCACACUCCCACCAACCUCCUCCUCCUCUCUCUGGCUGUGUCUGAUUUCCUCAUUGGUCUUGUUGUGAUGCCGUUUCAGAUCCUCGCAACAGAACCGUGUUGGCUCCUGGGUGACUUAUUGUGUGUAUUCUAUAAUUUACUUGCCUUUACCACUACAUUUGCCUCAGUGGUAAACAUGGUUCUGAUAUCAGUCGACCGUUAUGUGGCCAUCUGUGACCCUCUGUGUUACUCCACAAAAAUCACUCAGAGGAGAGUUCAACUCUGUGUCCUCCUGUUGUGGGUUUUCUCUGUUUUUUAUGCUUUCGUGAUUUUAUUUGAUAACCUGAAGCAACCAGGCAGGUUCAACACCUGUUAUGGUGAAUGUAUAAUAAGCGUAAAUGGAGCUGUCGACCUGAUUCUAAGCUUCAUCAUCCCCAUCUCAGCCAUCAUCAUUCUGUAUAUGAGGGUGUUUGUGGUGGCUGUGUCUCAGGCUCGUUCCAUGCGCUCCCACGUUGCAGCUGUUAAACUGCACCGUUCACUGACUGUGACUGUUCAGAGGUCAGAGCUGAAAGCAGCCAGGACUCUGGGUGUGGUUGUUGCUGUGUUUCUUGUGUGUUAUAUUCCACCUUACUGUGUGACUCUCUCUGGGUACAACCUUACAAUUGGUGCCUCAGCCAAUGAUUUCUUGGUUUUUCUAGUUUUAUCAAACUCUUGUCUGAACCCUGUGAUUUAUGCUUUUCUCUACCUCUGGUUUAGAAAAUCUGUUAAACUUAUAGUUACUUUACAGAUACUGCAGCCUAAUUCCAGAGACACCUGUUUAAAGUAA